AAAGUAUCUUGAUUCAUUCUUCUAUCAAAAACCUAUCACAUGAAUCAAUAGAUCGAUGGCUAGUGUACAAGCUUCCCCGGGACCGCCUCCUGCGAGGCCGCCCACCCCCUCCGUUCCGGAUGGAUGGAAGGUUUGGUGGGCUCAAGAGAGUCAGAAAUGGUAUUACCACGAGCUGGCAACAGGCAACACACAAUGGGAUCCCCCCGGCAGCGUUCCGCCUCCUCCGCCUCCCCCGGCACCCCAGGCCGCCGAGGCGCCGUCGUCCUCGACAGCUGCCGCACCCACGGGCGACGUGAAGAGGAACCCAUUUGAGGACGCAACAGCGAGCCCCAACCCCGGCGACGCAUCGUCAUCAUCCCCCUCGCCGCCGCCCAUCAGCCAUAUGUGGGAAACGGGAGAGUUCUUUUUCGAGUUUACCGACGAGGCCAUCGAAUACUUACGCGAGAUCGAGAGCGAAGCGUAUUGCGCCUCUUGCCUGGCUGUUUUCCACAACGGCAUCGUGAUUCCUCACGCCGACGAUGCGAUUCCUUGCCCUGGUCGUUCCUGCUUGAUCCAGGUAGCACAUCAUUGGACUCCCAAGAGCGUAACGGACGCUCUUGAAAUGGGCUGCAUUCUUUGCUCGGAGAAUCUCGCCGACAUCCCUGCAUUACAAGAGGCGGAGAGGAAAUGCGACGAGUAUGGGCCUGGGAAAAAACCAGUUACGGUAUUCAGGUUUUUCGGCAAUGAAGCGAAUUCAGGCGCUACAGGCCUCCAGAUCAAAUACUACUCCGACGAGACUCCAGCGAUGCCCGACGCCUGGUCGUCCUAUCUCGGAAAAUCCCGUUACCGAGUUACUAGGGUGAAUUCAAGUGCUGCUGGAGUUUGGACGAUCCCUCGUGCGGACGACUUUCUUGACCGGGUGCUUGAGUGGGCAAAUACUUGCCGAGACACACACCAAGGCUGUGGGGUCUAUCGGGGGCUGAUGCAGCGAAUAAUCCCGCAGCACAUCCUAGAAAUCGGGGAAUCCCAUUUGGUCCUCCGCUCCCUAGAACUUGGCUGGGACGAGACCUACAUCACCCUCAGCCAUCGCUGGUCGAUCCCUGGAAGGCCGGACCCCCCCAAGCUUUGUCGUGCCAACGAGGCAGAGAUGCGGUCGCUCGGAAUCCCGUUCAGCUCGCUGCCUCCCGCAUUCCGAGAUGCCGCCAUCCUUGCUCGCCACCUGGGUGUGAGGUAUCUCUGGAUCGAUUCCUUGUGCAUCUUUCAAGACGAUGCGGCUGACUGGGAGAGCCAAGUCCCCUAUAUGGGAAACAUUUACGGCGGCGGCCUCGUCAACAUUGCAAUUGUGGAUGAGGAGUCUUACCGGGAGGGAUGGGUUCGGCGGGGGCCAUGUGAAGUGCCCAUCAUGUCAGCACCCAGCAACCCGGCCCUCCAGAGCUUGCGGACAGAAUGGGGGCCUAGCGUCGAGUCCAUGCCAAUCCUCCUACACGACUGCAUGAUUUUCAAGGAAACCAUCUCUCAGUCUAUGCUGCUUGCCCGCGGUUGGGUACACCAGGAGGUGUUGACGGCACCUGCGACCCUUUAUCUUACUCGACAAGAGGCUUGGUGGGUCUGCAAUGGGUUGUUCAGCAGCGAAGUCUAUCCGCGUGGCGCGCCUCACUUCAUUGAAAGUUUCGGCAUCGGUAAUAUACGUCGCUUAUUUUUAUACUAUCCAUUCGAAACCGCUGAGGCUGCAGUGCAGCUGUGCCACGCAGCCUGGGACAGCUGGGUUUGCUUGAUCACUGCAUUCUCCAGGGCCGAGUUCACUUACGAGUCGGAUCGGGUCAAAGCUCUCUUCGGUGUGAUCCUCGAACUGAGCUAUUUCUUGGGCCACCCCUUCGCCGGGCACUGGUAUCCAGUAUUCCCGAACAACGACAUGGACUUCGUACCACAGCUCCUAUGGAGAUGUGCGCCUGGCAGCAAUCCUCGACUGCGGAAUUCCACAGAGGGGAGUCUCGGAGACAACACUGGGCUGGAAUCCGGGGGGCCUGUCAUUCCGACAUGGUCAUGGCUUAGCUGCCCAAGCAUGAUUGUCUAUUUUGGCCUGAUGCCCGGAAUCACGCACUUCGUUCGACUAAUCACUGAGCCAGACUUGGGGGAGCUGGACUGGUUCGCAUGGCCACGGACGCGAAUGGCAUCAGCACUGCAUCUUGGCGUUGUUUUGGUUCCUCUGGCACCCAACCCCCUCUUCACACCUCUAUUAGAAGUCAUUUCUGGCCCUCUGGUAUCUACCAAUGGCGAAAGGGCUGCACCCGCCGUUUCGAUCGCGGUCGACCGCGCUGAGUACGUCGAGGAGAUGAGAACGCAGUCUGAAACCUCCAACGGAAGCAUGGAUGGCUAUUUUUUCAUCCCCUUCUCUCAUCGCAGGUCGCUAGCGAUCUAUGGGCUAGCAGUCAGGGAGCAGAAGGAGCGUUCAGAAGAUCAGCAUGACCGUCGCUUCUUCCAGAGGGUUGGGAACUUCAUCGUAGACGCAAAAUUUACGGAAGCACACGCGUUCAACGUUGAAUACUCGGAGGAAGCCUGGAGCUAUGUGUUUGACGACUGGAGUCUAGGAAGGCUCGGGAGGAAGGUUGUUCGCGAUCUCGAUUUGUGUAAUGAUUGGAUGAUGGCCGAGGAGGAACCUAACCUUGACGAGAUUUACCUGGUGUGAAUGUAGCGUCUUUUAUGGGAAGCCUAGCCAGAAUAUAUGCGUGUUUACCCC
Messenger RNA from Gaeumannomyces tritici R3-111a-1, 2716 nucleotides. RefSeq lists its product as hypothetical. The record is from RefSeq and is a predicted model, not a curated record. Lineage: Eukaryota; Fungi; Ascomycota; Sordariomycetes; Magnaporthales; Magnaporthaceae. Bases 56 to 2665 code for a protein of 869 amino acids. The transcript has 3 exons. Gene Ontology annotation, molecular function: protein binding.